Paramisgurnus dabryanus is the source of this 654-nucleotide messenger RNA. NCBI's taxonomy places the organism in Eukaryota, Metazoa, Chordata, Actinopteri, Cypriniformes, Cobitidae. The record is from RefSeq and is a predicted model, not a curated record.
GUGAAGGUGUUGUGUGGAUGAACAGAGUCGAGUGCAGAGGGACUGAGAUUCACCUGUGGGACUGUCCUCAUGUCCUGAAAAAUCACACUGACUGCUCACACAAAGAACAAGUUAGACUCAUCUGUGCAGACUCGUCAGUGUCUACAACUCCUGCCACAACAACAACAUCAGCUUCUCCUUCAGUUUCUCAGACAAACAGGAGAUCAGUGACUCCUCCACAAACUCCUCCUCUCUUCAAUCCUCCAGUGGUUGUGAUUGUACUGGGAGUUUUGCUCUUACUGCUCUUAGUGCCGCUGCUGAUACUGAUUCAACACAACAGAGAGAUGAGGAGAGCUCUCUCUAAGAGGAGACACAGGACUCAGACUGAAGCAGUUUAUGAAGAGAUUGAUCACAGACACACAAACACACACAAACACUUCACUCAGAGAGAGGACAUCCUAGAUGAUUAUGAUGAUGUCAUCAUUAUUGGACAGAGUUCUCGAGCUGUAACAGAGGACAUUCAUGAGGAGUAUGAUGAUGUGAAAAAUAUCAGUGCAAAUGUGAGAAAUUUGUUGGAAAGGAGGAGUCAACCAAAGAUGGAGGUUUAAUUCAAUAAGCACAACCAAUGAUUCUGUUCAUUAAAUCAUUACAGUCAUAGCCGCUACUUUAUUAAAA